CAGAGGAAAGGCAUAUGGAUUCAGCUAGGACAUGUGUUCAGCCGGGCGACUAUAGCUAGAACACACAGCUAGCUUUCCGAUGCAGGCACGUUGAUGUUUCUGGGAAGGACUCAUUCAUGCAUAUUGGAGAAGGUAUUAUUAAAUCAAGCCUGGCAGUGUGACAGCCAGUAUGCAGCAGGAGAGCUGAGCUUAAAUGUCGCUACAAAUCAAGUGCCUGGUAAGUGAAUGCAGUUGGAGUACAAGCAAUCCAAGACCAUUUAGAAACCGUGGAGUCAGGAAUGGUCUGUUUGUUUCAUGACGUGCACUGCUCUACCCUGUGGCUCAUCAUUUUCCUGUGUUUGGCUGGGACACAUGAAGCAGUUUUGUGGCUUUUCCUGCAGUGUAAUACCAACGAUCUACAUGUUUUUCUGCUGCUUCUGGUCUGCUCGGGGAGUGAGAGAGAACUGCACAUCUGAAUUAGUAAUAUGGUCAGAAGGAACAAAUGGCACGUCGGUUAAGACUUCAUUUUGCCACCAGACGAAGUAAUACUGAUCCAUUGUCGGACAGCUCUGCGGAUGGUCUGGAUAGCAAUAUUCACAUGUGCUUCCAAAGAGGCUCCCAUUCUUCUGCACCAAGCGUGAUACAGAUGAGACUGUCUCCACGGCAAACCGUGCAACUGUCCUCUUCACCUGAAAUUGGGCAUUCAUAUCAAGGUAAUUCUGUUACACCUCCUAGCAAAAAAAGCACGUCGCUGCAGAUUUCUUUACAGCCCAACCGGAGUAGUAGAUGUCAUCAGCCUGGCAACGCAGACCUUUCUGCAGAAGACUUUUCAUUCGUCAGUGAUUACAAGGAUGGGAUUAAUUCUAGUUAUAACAUGAGCAGGAAUUAUAGCUGUCACCCGGUCGUAAAUGACAGCAGUUUCCCAAAUAACACCUCUGCUAAGAACGGCAGUUCAUGUAGCAUUGCUGCAAGUGACAAUGGAUCAUUUAGUAGUAACAGCAGUGACUAUGGAUCAUGUACAAGUACGACAAGUGACACUGGGUCCUGUUCUAACAGUGUCAUAAGUGACAAUAGUAGCUGCACCCUUUCUCUAGGUGAUGCCAGUUAUAUUAACAAUGCGCUUUCUAGCAAUGCAACCUCUAUUAAUGCUGAAGUGACUCCUUCCAAGCUAAAAAAUGUUCGGCAGGUUUAUUCUAGGUGUAAAAGUACUUUUCCUUUUGACCAAGAUGAACUAGACAAAGAGGUGAUUAUAGGAAAUCUGCCAUCAAGAAGGAGAACAAGGCUUCCUCUGAGACGUUGUUCUUCUUUGGUCAUCUUCCCUCGAAGUCCUUCUGAGACGCCACCGACCUCUCCAACUACUUUGAGCCCCACAAUAAAUAGAGGCCCUUAUCAGACAUCCUAUCAGUUCAUGCUUUGUUCUAAUGAGAUUGCACAGAAGGAAGAUCAGCUCUCAUCCAAGGGAUUUCUUUCGACAGCAGUCAAUGGAGUCCGUCUUUCCAAAAAUAAUUGCACUAUUGGUGAAGUUAGAGACGUUAAACCACUUUACUUGAAUGACUCAGUACAAGAGGCCUAUCCGUCGCACGGUCUUCAGAGCACGGCUACUGCAGAGGAUGGAUUUUCUUCUAUUUCACUACGUGUUUCUCAGCAGAGACCGUUGUCUGCAGACAGUGAACGUGUUCGUACAAAAUCACGCAGACACAAUGAAUCUGAGCCCUGCAGCGGAGUCCAUUCACAUCGCCACAUCCGACUAUCUCGCAGUACCUCUGCCUGUUCCCCUUCAAAUAAAAUUGCAGAAUGUCAGAUCAAUCUUAAUGGAGACCAGGGCAGCAAAGUUAUUCCCCUCAGAAAAUCAAGCCAUCUUUUCCAAAGAAGUAUAUCGGAAGGACCUCCCAACAAACCUAACUCUUCCAGUCUUAAGAAUAUUUACCCCAAAUCUGGGUCAUCCCAUUUGCAUAUACAGUUUGCACCCGGAAGUGAAAGCAGGAUAUGUAGCUUUAAGAGACAAUCUAUAAGAAAGCCCUCCACUCGUGUGACUGUCAGACCCUCUGUAAAACCUCUCGAGACCAGAGAUGACUUUCUUGGUCAAGUGGAUAUUCCUCUCUACCAGUUACCGACUGAAAAUCCGCGGUUGGAGCGACCAUAUACAUUUAAAGACUUCAUCCUUCAUCCACGGAAUCACAAAUCUAAGGUCAAGGGGCAUCUUAGACUAAAAAUGACGUAUUUACCUAAAAACAGUGGAUCAGAAGAAGAAGGCACAGAGCAAGGUGAAGAGAUAGAGCCUGGCUGGAUUAUAUUGGACCAACCAGACCCCACUUAUCAACCACAACAGCAGGAAAUAUCUCCGCUACCGCCAGGGUGGGAAGAGAAACAGGAUAUUCUGGGAAGAACUUAUUAUGUCAGCCAUCAGUUUAAAAGAACACAGUGGCAUAGGCCUACCAUUCAGGAUGGCACUGCUGGUCCAGAAAGCGGCAGUGUUCAGUUGGAGGCUCAGCGUGCAUUCACUACUCGAAGGCAAAUCUCUGAGGAAGCAGAAGGUCCAGAAGUCAGGGAUUCUCCAGAGAGCUGGGAAAUUAUUACAGAGGAUGAUGCUACGAUCUACAGCAACCAUUCUGUGCAGCCCAUGCCUGGUAAUGAUCUCCAAGCACAAGUCACUGAUGAACUCAGUAGCAGACUCCACAUAUCUGUAAAUGUACCCAAUGGUCGUCACAGCGCCAGCACUGCCCAUUCCAGCAGAAGAGAGAACCUGCAAUCCUAUACACAAGAGGAACUUCCCACAUUACCAGUUUUGUUACCCACAUCUUCAGGGUUACCACCUGGUUGGGAGGAAAAGCAGGACGAGAAAGGAAGGUCAUAUUACAUAGAUCACAAUACAAGAACUACUACGUGGGAGAAGCCUGUAGUUCAGAAGCCUGCACCUGUGGAAAUGUCACAGACCUCACCCACCCAGAAUGUUCCUAGUGGUCGUCAGCAGCAGUCGCCAUCAUAUGAAUCCACCAAACAGACUGUGGACCAGGAUCUGGGAUACCUUCCCAAAGGCUGGGAAAUGAGGCGUGCCCCAAGCGGACGCCCUUUCUAUAUCAAUCACAUCACAAAGACUACAACAUGGGAAGAUCCAAGACUGAGAAUUCCAGUACAGCUACGGCCAAAACCACCUAUAGAUGUGUCAGACCUGGGACCACUACCACCUGGUUGGGAAGAACGAACACACACCGAUGGACGAGGCUUUUAUAUUGACCACAACACAAAGAGAACUCAGUGGGAGGAUCCGCGCUUACUGACUGCAGCAAUAACAGGACCGGCUGUACCUUAUUCUCGGGAUUACAAAAGAAAAUAUGAGUACUUCCGUAAAAAGCUGAAGAAGCAGCUUGAUAUUCCUAACAGGUUUGAAAUGAAGUUGCGUCGCACAGCCAUUUUUGAGGAUUCUUACCGGAGGAUCAUUUCUAUGAAAAGGGCAGAAUUCCUUAAAGCACGUCUGUGGAUUGAAUUUGACAAUGAGAAAGGCUUGGAUUAUGGUGGAGUUGCCAGAGAAUGGUUCUUCCUAAUAUCUAAAGAAAUGUUCAAUCCAUACUAUGGCCUCUUUGAGUACUCUGCAACUGAUAAUUACACUUUGCAGAUCAAUCCAAAUUCUGGACUGUGCAAUGAAGAUCACCUUUCAUACUUCAAGUUUAUUGGCCGUGUGGCUGGGAUGGCAGUUUACCAUGGAAAGCUUCUGGAUGGUUUUUUCAUACGACCAUUUUAUAAAAUGAUGCUACAGAAAGCUAUAACUCUGAAUGACAUGGAGUCUGUGGACAGUGAGUAUUACAACUCUCUUCAGUGGAUACUUGAGAAUGAUCCAGGAGAGCUAGACCUUCGAUUCACUGUGGAUGAGGAACUCUUUGGACAGACACAUCAACAUGAUCUUAAGCCUGGUGGUUCAGACAUAGUAGUUACCAACAAGAACAAGAAAGAGUACAUACAUCUUGUCAUACAGUGGAGGUUUGUGAACAGAAUCCAGAAGCAGAUGGCAUCGUUUAAAGAGGGAUUUUUUGAACUGAUUCCUCAGGAUCUGAUUAAAAUAUUUGAUGAAAAUGAGUUGGAGCUUCUUAUGUGUGGUUUGGGAGAUGUGGAUGUCAAUAACUGGAGAGAACACACCAAGUAUAAGAAUGGAUAUUCUCUUGGACACCCAGUUAUUCAGUGGUUUUGGAAGGCAGUAUUAAUGAUGGAUGCAGAGAAGAGGAUUCGCCUGCUGCAGUUUGUUACUGGUACUUCAAGGGUACCAAUGAAUGGAUUUGCUGAGCUAUACGGCUCAAAUGGACCACAGUUGUUUACAGUUGAAAAAUGGGGCUCUCCUGAGAAACUUCCCAGAGCGCACACAUGUUUUAACCGCCUGGACUUGCCACCUUAUGAGUCAUUUGAGGACCUAUGGGACAAGCUGCAUAUAGCAAUAGAAAAUGCUCAAGGUUUCGAUGGGGUGGACUGAAGAGUGCACGAAGAGUGGACAUGUGCUACGUUUACCACUGAGAUUCGUGUUUUCCCCCAGGGAACGUCUAUAGUGUUUUGCAAUUUUGUUCAGAAGUUCUCCUAUUUAUAGAAGGAGAUGACCAGAAAGAUAUUCCUCUGUAACCAUACAGAGAAGUGUAUGUGCAUACGCCUCACACAAGGAUCAUUUUCCAAGUUCCUCCAGCGUUUCACAUAACUUGGCAUUUCUUAGAUCUUGUGGUUAGCUCUCGCUCCAGACGUCAGUCUUACUUGGUCACUAUAACUACUGAAUUAUAAGCUGUGAAAUGAGCAUAAUCGUGAAGUAUUAUUUGCUUGUCCCCCUUCUAGUGAAAGAAAAUACUCCCUAAACCCUAACACAGCUGGCACAUCCUUUGUCAUAGGAAGGCUUUCAGACAAUUUGAGUAUAUGAUUUCCAUACCAAAGUGUAACUCCCCUGAAACCACUCAGUAUUUUACCUCUUUUCGAUGAAUAAAAAAUCCACAUGACUCUCAAUAGACAUAUACCAGUGAUAGCCCAUCCAUGUGGUGGUGGUCUACUAUUUGUCAGUGGGCUCAGACAUUUACCAACAAGAAGGGUUUAGGGGGGUUGGGGGGUUCUGACACAGCGGUAGGCCUUGUUAAUCUGUGAAUACACUUUUGGUAAAACAUUCAUCCUUACCUGUGCCACAUUAAUGGCAUUUCUCAGGGUUCUUAGUUUAGGUAACGGGGGUGUAGUUGCAGGAGUGGGUGGGCGAGGUUGGUCCAUAGACACUGGUCUGUGGUUCUCAGAGUGCAGGGAGGAGAAGAGAUUGUAUGGCCAGUUUCAUGAGCACUUAAGGUGGAGUUGUCUUUUAAAAAGAGGACCUGUCUCCUCUCCUGACAUGUCUGAU
Messenger RNA from Bufo bufo (common toad), 5326 nucleotides. RefSeq names its product NEDD4 E3 ubiquitin protein ligase (gene NEDD4). Bases 482 to 4438 code for a protein of 1318 amino acids. The record is from RefSeq and is a predicted model, not a curated record. Gene Ontology annotation, biological process: ubiquitin-dependent protein catabolic process; regulation of dendrite morphogenesis; neuromuscular junction development. Gene Ontology annotation, molecular function: ubiquitin protein ligase activity; sodium channel inhibitor activity; protein binding. The transcript has 25 exons. NCBI's taxonomy places the organism in Eukaryota, Metazoa, Chordata, Amphibia, Anura, Bufonidae.